AUGGCAGGACCGCGCGGAGGAAGAGGAGGUGACCGUAGACGCGGCGGGCACGGCGGUGCCCAUUCGAAUCGUGGACGCGGGAAGAGCCACGCGCAAAAUGAUGAGCGCUCAUCGCAAGGAGUUUCCACACCACGCAACCAGGGACGGCAGAACGGCGGUAGUUCGAAUGCGCGGGGCAGCCCCAGCAGUUCGACUGUCACUACUGCCAUCGAUUCACCCGCGCCCAAUUUCGCGCCCCACGAGUACCAGAAGCGGCUACAGUUUAUCAAAGCACAACGCCCCAAGAUUCGCGCAAAGUUCAUCAAGGAUGGUCUCAUGAACCCAGACGGCCAGAUGCGCCUGGCCGACUCGGUCAAGUUGUACGGCCUCUGCCAGGAGAUGUGUCCGGAAUAUGAGCGCGUGCGUCGCAUCGUAGAGCUGGAUGUCAAGGCGCCUGAAUGUACACCCGAAACCCAACAUCUUCCCUCGCGCAACCAGCGCAAAGCAGAUGAGUCGCGCAUGGUCAAGGCAUACGCACGUUCAGCAGCAGGCAUGGACGUAGAGCUGGUCUCCGAAAUUCGAAACCCAGCCACUUGUCUGAGAACCCUCAAGUACCUAUAUGGACGCCUAGACGAAGACGAUUUUGAGUUUCUUCACUCAUGGCUCUGGGACCGCACACGAGCCGUCCGAAAAGACCUCCGAACGCAGCGCAUCGAGAACAGACACGACAUCAACAUACUGCUCACAUCGCUUGAGUACAGCGCCCGCUUCUACAUGUUGUCAGCACACCACAUGGCUCGGAGCAACAAGGACAACUAUUCCCACCAGCAAGAUGUCGAGCAAUUGAACCAGACGUUGAUUUCACUAAAAGAGCGCUAUGUCGACAACCGGCGCGCCGGCAUAAUAUCCACAAAUGAGGCUGAGUUCUGGGCAUAUCGUCUUAUCCUAGCUCCAAUCUACGCCAACACUGCGCUAGAGAACGAACUGCACCACCUGCCCAGCGACCUGAAACAUAACCCACGGAUCCAGACUGCCUUAGAGAUCUUCCGCCUUCUCAAGUCCAUCAUUAUUCACAGGCCCACCAAGAAUUCCAUUCAGUGCCAGUCCAACUGGAAAAAGUUCUGGGACUUGAUCAGGUCACCUAGGGUGUCUUAUCUGAUGGCAUGCGCAGCCGCCAUAUCCUUCAAUCGGGUCCGACACGUUGUGCUCGAUGCAGUCUGGCGUGUCUAUCGCCUCGGCCUCUAUAGACAUCAACGAGACGUCACAGACUGGACAACCGGCAAGCUGAGAGAAGUGCUUGGUAUGGACACUGACUCGGAAGCCGUAAAAUUUUGCGAGGCCCAUGGCUUUGUAUUCGGGGUAGACGAAAAUGGAGCGACUUAUAUGGACAUCAAGCAGAGGUUCUACGAGAGGAAAGCGCACGUCUUGCCCAAGGCUGAUGUCAAACCCCAGUUCUUCUCAGCAUCGAUUGUCGAGCCUAAGCGUUAUGGCCGGCCACUUUCAGCCGUCAUUGCGGGCCAGACCGUUCGGGAAGCUACGACUGGUGCUAUGCCUUCCAAAAUCCCAGACCACGGGACAUCGCUGUUCAUCCCAGAGGCUCCCAAGGGCUUCAGCCAACAACCGAAUGGAGCGAACUCUUCCGCAAGCGGUUUGGGAUUGGGCUUUACCCAAAACACGUCCCCGUUUCAAUUCAACGGUUCUCCGACCGUUAGCACAAAUCCCUUUGACAAACGCAUUCAACCAGGUGUGUUCGAUGCGUCCAAAAACAGCAUUAUAUUUGCGCCGUCCACCAACACGAAUGCAAAUCCUUUCGCGCCAUUCCAAUCUGCUUCGGAGGAGCCCGUGGCCAACCCUUUCCAGAGGAACAACAAUGUGCAGCCUCAGUCUACUCCGAUCGUUCCCUCGGCAGAGCAAAACAAGCGCAAUGCAGCCGAAAAACAACGGCUAGAGGAUGAAGCACGACAACGCGUUCAGGCGGCGCAGCGAGCGAGGCAGGCGAAAGAGGCGGAACAACGGCGAGAAGCAGAAGCUGCUGCAGCACGCCAACUUCAAGAGCAGGCUGAUCGAGAACGCAAGGCACGCGAGAGACAGGAGGAGUUGGCACGACAGGCAAGGCAACGUCAGGUACAAGAAGAGCAGGCGACGACAGCACGGAUACAAGAGAUGGAUGCGGCAUUAUUUGCAAUUACUGAGGAUAUCAUGUUCAAUCCUAGGGAAGGGCUACUCCUUCAGUGGAUCGACAAUGCAGCUGAUACUAUGGCGCAGGAUGUCGCAAAGGCGUUGGAGAUGGAGAGGAGGGUGGCGAAGGUGGACCAGAACUACGAAGCCUAUCUAAAGGACCUAAAGCGGGCGGCUUUGGCUAAGAUUAUGAUGGCGGUGCAGAAGAAGAAGAAAAUGGAGAGGGCACGCGAGAGGAGGAAGCGAUGGAAGCAGACACGAGCUCGGGCCCUGACCAGGAAUGAUGAGGUGGUUGAUAUGCCUGCACCUGUAAAGUCGACAUUGACGAACAGCAAGGCGCCAGCGACGUCCCAACCGGAUGGACACUCGACUCCACAGCAGUCUGUUGCAGCUCCGAACUCCCGAUGUGCUAAACGCACAGAGCAGCGUCACAAGGCUCAAGUGUCUGAGACGAAUGGUGUCAAAGAGAAGGUUCCGACGCUGGGCAACUCUAGACUUGGGGCGGCAAAGAUGACUUCCAAAGCUUCUAACGACGCGAGCACGAGCAUCAACAAAGCUUCGGAUUUCGGCUACUCGCAGGCUUAUCUCAAGGCUGCUCAAUAUGCACCUGUUGACCGGACUGAGACCGACUGGUUCAGACUGCGGGCUCAGGGUAUCGAUCCUAGCAAGUAUCGAAAGCGCAGCUUCGAUUUCACAUCAUCCGACGAUGACAAACCAAAGCUGAUCGAGCCCAAGCGCGCCAAGUUGGCUACGUCACCGCCUGCGACCGAGGAUCCAGUGCCAACGCCACCGAAAACCAUGGAGGAGGAACAGCGAGCCCGUAUUGAAGCCCUGAGGCAUUCUUUCAGAACGUCGAGAUCUGGAACAUCACCGUCUUCGUCAUUCAAUGGGGCAAUCUCUGCAUAUGGACGUUCGUCAUUUGGCGAUUCGACAUCCCUGUUAGAACGAGCUCGACGGACCAUCGCUGAGACAAAGGCAGGACUGCACGGCGGUAUGUCCUUGUAUAGAUCUGGACCAUUCGACGGACACGCCAGCCCAGUUAUAUCACGUGCGAAUGAUGUAGUACACGAUUUCAGCCGCAGCGUCCCCAACCUAGGCUUUUCUGCAUCACAAAGCCAUGCUUCCACGUUUGGUAACAGCAUCGGCCCUACUGCAUCGACCAAGAAUCGCCCUGCAUACUGGGACCGUCCAAGCCGAUUUGUACCCAAACAUCUCUUUGGCAAGGGCGGAGAAGCGGUUCUUGCCUGGAGGAAAGAGCAAGGUUUGAGCAAGUCGCCUGCUAGCACCCGACCUGCUAGCACAGAGCCUUUGGCCAUUUCGUCGCCCAUCACGACAUUCGAGGCGUAUGCGCAGCCGCAGCCGAGCCAGAUGGGUGGCUAUCUCUCGUCGCCGACCAAUACAUUCGACACGUACUCCAUGCAGCCUAUUCAGGCCACAAGCUACACCCCAGACCAGUACACCAACGACGCAUCCGAUGUCAGCGGCGUAGAAGUUGUCGACGUGGAUGCCGAAGACUCGCAUCCCAUCACAGUCGGCAACGAGGUGUCACAGUACAGCCAGGACGUCAAUCUCGACUUCUACACAAAUUCCCAUUACGCAUCUCAGGAGCACCAUAAAACCUACACCCAGGAUGCCGCGGAAGAUGCGGACUCGGAGAUGCUGGAUGAAGACGAUGUCGUAGACUACACAAACAACAUGGAAGACGACGCUGGCUCCGACGAUGACGAUGAGGAACUCGAUGAUUCCGUCCAAGAGAGCUACGACGAAGAGGAUGACGAGGAGGAGGAAGAGGAAGAUGUGUCUGACGAAGAGGACGAGGACGUCAGUAACGCCAACACCAACGGCAUGCAGCCCGGUGCUACAGAAGAUGACGCUAUCGAGCUUUCGGACUAG
This is a messenger RNA of Pyrenophora tritici-repentis Pt-1C-BFP, 4050 nucleotides long. Lineage: Eukaryota; Fungi; Ascomycota; Dothideomycetes; Pleosporales; Pleosporaceae. The record is from RefSeq and is a predicted model, not a curated record.